GUGCCUUUCCCAUUGUUUUCACUAACUUCCGUCAUUGUUGUUGCGGCUUUGACUGCGACAUUGAAGCUGCUGUCACGUCUGCGCAGUUAGCUGUAAUAUUUAAAUACAUACUAUCUUGACUCAACAUUUUGCUGUGAUUUAUUAUAGUAUUCAGAUAUUACAUUCUUCUGCUAUGCAGCUUUGCUUGUCAAAUCGUUAAGAGAACGUACCUAACCUACAGAUAUAUAUGUGAUCACUGAUCGAUUUAUCGGCUAGUAUGGCCAAAACUAAAUUCGGAUUUCAUACCAUAUGCAUAGUUAAAACAGCAUAAUUUUAAGAGCAUAUCAUAUGAAUAUCAAAAAUUUUAAGUAUAGUAAAGUAAUUGUUUAAAUUUUAAUUGUUUAGAGAUUUUGAUUGAGGAUAAUAUAUAGAAAACACAAUCAGAAUACUCCAACAACAAAAUUCAAAGCCCUUCUGUGAAAAAAAUUUUAAAUUGAUAACUAUAGAAUAACACAUGCAGGAAGAUGUUCAUAGCUCUGUUAAGUUUGAUUAUAGCAAAAUGUGUGUUAUUAGUCGAUGGCCUACCUCAAAGGUUAGAAAAAAAAGACAUACUGAAAUUGCGAGAAGAGACAAGAGCAAUGUUUGAUCAUGCCUACUCUAGUUAUUUAAAAUAUGCCUAUCCUUACGAUGAACUACGUUCAUUGAGCUGUGAUGGAUUUGAUACAUGGGGAAGUUUUUCAUUGACCCUUAUAGAUGCUUUAGACACAUUAGCUGUAAUGGGUAAUUUUACAGAGUUUCGCAGAGUAGCAGAAAUUAUAGCAUCAAGAUCUGACUUUGAAGCUAAUAUCAAUGUGUCUGUAUUUGAAACUAAUAUCAGAGUGGUUGGUGGUUUACUUAGUGCACAUUUACUUUCAAAAAAAGCUGGUAUGCAAUUAGAACCAGGGUGGCCAUGUAAUGGGCCACUAUUACGAUUGGCUGAGGAUAUGGCAAAAAGAUUGAUUGUUGCCUUUGAUACUCCAACUGGAAUGCCAUAUGGAACAGUAAAUUUAAAAUAUGGAGUUCCUCCAGGAGAGACUACCAUCACUUGUACAGCUGGAAUUGGAACAUUCAUACUGGAAUUUGGUACUCUGUCAAGGUUAACUGGUGAUCCAUUGUACGAAGAAGUUGCUAUGAAUGCAGUAAAGGCUUUGCAUUAUUACAAGUCAAACAUUGGUCUUGUUGGUAAUCAUGUAGACAUUUUAAAUGGCCACUGGACUGCUCAAGAUUCUGGAAUAGGUGCUGGAGUUGAUUCCUACUUUGAGUACUUAGCUAAGGGAACUUUGCUCUUUCAAGAUCCUUCUUUAGCAGCAAUUUUUCAUGAACAUAGAGCUGCUAUUGAGAAAUAUAUACGUAGAGAAGAUUGGCACCUUUGGGUUUCUAUGACAAAAGGUCAAGUGACUUUACCAGUUUUCCAAUCACUUGAUGCUUAUUGGCCAGGUGUUUUAAGUCUUUUCGGUGAAGUUGGAGAUGCAAUGAAGUCACUUCACAAUUACCAUAAAGUUUGGAAACAAUUUGGAUUUACUCCAGAAUUUUACAAUAUUCCACAAGCUGAAGCAGGAACAAACAGAGAAGGAUAUCCAUUGAGACCUGAAUUGAUAGAAUCAGUCAUGUAUCUUUAUAGAGCAACAGGUGAUCCUUUUCUUAUACAAGUUGGAGUAGAUGUUUUGAGAAGUUUACAACACAGUGCAAAAACCACCUGUGGGUAUGCAACUAUCAAUGAUGUUAGAGAUCAUCGCAAGGCUGAUAGAAUGGAGUCAUUUUUCCUUGCAGAAACAACAAAAUAUUUAUAUCUACUUUUUGAUCCUGAUAAUUUUAUACACAAUGCAGGAGAACAUGGUGAUGUCAUUCAAACCCCAUGGGGACAUUGUAUUGUAGAUGCUGGUGGAUAUAUAUUCAAUACAGAAGCUCAUCCAAUUGAUCCUGGUGCAUUGCAUUGCUGUCAACACCCACACAAUUUGUUUCCCCAAAAAAAAUCCAGAAUGCACAAAUUUGUUGCAGUUAGUAAUAGAAAAAAUGAAGAUCCAAUUAAUGUGAAUUAUUUUGGAGACGAUACAAAUAAGAAAGUUGAAAAUAAUCAAACUAUAAAAAUUCAGAAACUCUCAGAGGUUAAACAAAUUAAAUUAGAUGAUGCUGUUAAUGUAACAGAAAUAUUGAGUGUAGAAACAUCUGAAGAAGUACUAACAAAAAAAACUGAUAAUCUUGAGACUAACAUGACAAUAGACUCAAGUGACUAUAAAGUUAGAGUAGUUGCUCCUCCAAGUGUGAUUUAUAAAGUGGAUGAUAGUGAAAAUGUAGAAACAGUGGUGACAACCUCCAGAGAUAGCAAAGAAUUUCAAACUUAUAAUGACGAGACCACUGAUAAGAGUAACUCUACUGAAUAUAAAGACACUCCCUCAGAAAGGAAAGCUUUCUUUGAUCCUCAAAUGAUGUUAGAGAAAAUCAGGAAAAAUAAUUUGUAUCCUUCAAACAUUACUGCUAAAACGGAUUUUCAGCUAUUGAGCUGUCAGUCUCAGCCUUUUCUACAACGAAUAUCAAUUAUAGGAGAGUUCUUUUAAACUUGUACAUAUCUCACUAAAGUUUGUCAACUGUAACUUUUCUGACUUAAAAAUUGAAAUAAGUACAUGUACAGGCUAGUCAAUGUUCUAAUGAAGUUUACUUUUUACUUACAUUGUUCUAUCUAUGAAUUAAUUCCUUAUAAAUGCAUUUAUUGGUAUGAAAUAAUUCAUAUAAAAUAUGUGAUUUGACUUGUAUUGUAAGUGAACAUAUAAGAGAAAAUUACAUUUUUAAGUUUUAGUUAUUUUAAUGGAUUACUUUUUAUAAACUAUAACUAUAAAACGUUUGUUUAACAAAUGUUUUUCUCAUCUGUCCAUGAAUUAUUACAAGUCUAAAAUCUUAUGAAAAUUCUUUUGGAACACAAUUAUUGAGAUAAAAUUUUUAUGCGAUUUAAAUCAUAA
Phymastichus coffea is the source of this 2972-nucleotide messenger RNA. It is a transcript of the gene Edem1, whose product is annotated as ER degradation-enhancing alpha-mannosidase-like protein 2. Bases 504 to 2573 code for a protein of 689 amino acids. Gene Ontology annotation, biological process: carbohydrate metabolic process; endoplasmic reticulum mannose trimming; mannose trimming involved in glycoprotein ERAD pathway. Gene Ontology annotation, molecular function: mannosyl-oligosaccharide 1,2-alpha-mannosidase activity; calcium ion binding. The transcript has 4 exons. Gene Ontology annotation, cellular component: membrane; endoplasmic reticulum. Lineage: Eukaryota; Metazoa; Arthropoda; Insecta; Hymenoptera; Eulophidae. The record is from RefSeq and is a predicted model, not a curated record.